Aspergillus steynii IBT 23096 is the source of this 1410-nucleotide messenger RNA. RefSeq lists its product as uncharacterized. The transcript has 2 exons. Gene Ontology annotation, molecular function: protein binding. NCBI's taxonomy places the organism in Eukaryota, Fungi, Ascomycota, Eurotiomycetes, Eurotiales, Aspergillaceae. The record is from RefSeq and is a predicted model, not a curated record. The coding region runs from base 134 to 1357 and encodes 407 amino acids.
GGAGAAACGACGCAUGGAACGGUUCACCGCCUGCCCGCCUUCUCAACACCGGGAAAUUAGGAAAUCCAGUCGAAUCGAAUCACGAUGAAAUAGAGAGUCAGGGAGAUAAGAGUCUGAGCAUCAAUCGGAGAAUAUGAUAGCACGUCCCUCGUCCGCCACAACGGUCUUCCUGGACCAGCCCCCGAGCUGCAUGCAGUUCUGUCCGGCAGCCCCCAACACCUUCGUCAUCGGCACUUAUCUUCUGUCCGAGAACAAAGACGACGAGGGAAACGUAGAGCAGUCCAAGACCGGGAGUCUGCAGCUAUGGAAUCUUGAUCCGGAGGAAAACACCCUAUCUCUCAUCCAUCGGGUGUCGGUGCCCUACGCAGUCUUCGAUCUGCAUUUCCACCCGCGAGAUCCCUCGCUCCUGGCCAUCGCCUCCAGCACCGGCUCUGUCGCGCUCUUCCGCGUGUCCGGGUCAUCCCCGACAGAGAUCACCCAUCUCUGGACUCGUCCGGUGCACGAUGACCCGUCCAUCCCGGCUCUCUUCCUGGCCUGGACGCCGCAGCACUGGUUGAAUCGCCCUGAGACCGACGGGUUCGCUGUCACGUUUUCCGACGGCACCACGACGGUCUUCGGCUGUGAUUCCACUACCACGCUGUCCGAGAAGUCAGACGCGAUCGAAGAUCUCGGCAGCUUUCCGGCGAAGCAGCCCAUCGAGGUAUGGUUUGUCGCUUUGGCCGCGGUGCAGGACGAGUCGAGCUCGUCCACGACGCCGUACAUGUUCACGGGGAAUGAUUUUGGCUCUCUGCAUACCCGUCGCUUUCAGCAGGAUGAGGCCGAUUCUGACUCGUCGGAGCUCUUGUCGCCUUUGCUGUUGGAGCAUGAUGAUCGAGGGCGACACCAUACCGCUGGCGUCACGUCCAUUCUACCUCUGCCGCUUCCGCUGGUAGAUGGUGCACCGUUGCUACUGACCGGGAGUUAUGAUGAGUAUCUGAGGGUAUACCAUGCUACGCGGCCGGGUCAGGUGCUGGCAGAGGAGUGUCUAGGGGGUGGUGUGUGGCGGUUGCAGUUGCUGAAGACGAAGAGUGAAUCAGUAGACGGAGGUAGGCGAUCGACCUUCCUGGUGCUGGCCAGCUGCAUGCACGCUGGGACAAGGAUUGUACGGAUUACAGAAGACACAAAUGAGGGAUCGGAGUCACAAUGGGGCAUUGAGGUGUUGGCGGAGUUUACGGAGCACGAGAGUAUGAACUACGCCUCGGACGUGUGGAAGCCCCAGGGCGGGUAUGACCUGCAAGGGCAAGAGGUAUCGGAACUGCUCUGCGUGUCCAGCAGCUUCUACGACCGAAGGUUGUGCAUAUGGCGCGCGAGCACAUAAUCAACACGAAAAGUAGCAGCUCUGGUUCAUGAAAAUAAUUCGCUUGGUGAAUU